Molecule: messenger RNA, 1685 nt
Organism: Temnothorax curvispinosus
Lineage: Eukaryota; Metazoa; Arthropoda; Insecta; Hymenoptera; Formicidae
Gene: unc-119
Product: protein unc-119 homolog
Exons: 4
Coding region: 265-948 (227 amino acids)
Biological process (GO): cilium assembly; nervous system development; lipoprotein transport
Cellular component (GO): cilium
Molecular function (GO): lipid binding
Source: RefSeq, a predicted model, not a curated record
GGGAAUCUGGGAAACGCAAAGUCGCAAACAGUCGCGCAAAGGACGUAAUGAUCACUGAGGACUCUAGAAUGACAAGCGGCCGUGGCGACGCGACGAACGAGCCGACGGCGAGGCGGUGAACGUGCGAUAGAAGUCUGUCGCGAGAUCGGCGCCGAUCAACGCUGUCGUCGUGAAGGUGAACCACAUUCCGGCCAAAUCCCUCCUGUGUUCGACCGAAUGCCGAACGCCACCCACCCCGUACACGUUCGGUUUCGUGAAUAAAUUAUGAGCGUGGACAGCGAGAACAAGUCGAGCGAGGCGCGAACGAUCGCGCCGUACAGUGCGGAGAACGGCACCGACGGUGGUGUCGAGAGUGGUCCGGUGACGCCGGAGAUGGUGCUCCGAUUGCCCACCAUCACGGACAAAUAUCUCUGCUCUCCCGAGGCCAAUGUCUACGACAUAGACUUUACGAGAUUUCAGAUUAGGGAUCUAGAAACUGGCGCCGUACUGUUUGAGAUAACAAAGCCUCCUGCUAGUGAAUGUGAUGUUCAUCAAGAGCCGGAACCGGAUUGCGAAGAACUCGGAUCUGAGGAUGCAAACACGGGACGCUUUGUGCGGUAUCAAUUCACGCCGCAAUUUCUCAAGUUAAAGACAGUCGGAGCAACAAUCGAAUUUCUAGUAGGGCCUAAACCAAUCAAUAACUUUCGGAUGAUAGAACGGCACUUUUUCCGAGACAGAUUGCUGAAAACCUUCGAUUUUCAAUUUGGAUUUUGCAUACCAAACAGCAAGAACACAUGCGAACACAUUUAUGAGUUUCCAACAUUGCCUGCGGAUCUUGUUUCCGAAAUGAUCGCGAAUCCAUUCGAGACGCGAUCAGAUUCAUUUUAUUUCGUCGACAAUCAGCUUGUGAUGCACAAUAAGGCCGACUACGCAUACAACGGUGGGCAUACAACGCACGACGUAUUAUAAUGUGCGGUUUGUUGAUUAGUAUAUAUAUAUAUAUAUAUAUAUAUUGCAAGUGAUAUAUAGAAUUAUAAAAGUAUAUCACAGUUACAUGUUACUGCGGCAACGAGAUGAUCGGUCUGCACAUUCGGCUAGCGUUUGACACUUUAUAUUGUUUUUCGGCACAAAAACGAGCUUAAAAAUUUAUCCGCGGAUCGGCACCGAUUCCCGAACACGCUAAUAUUGUUGUAAUGGAAACGCUUUCAUCUAAAGCUACACUUGAUUUCUCGACAAAUUGAACAGUUCCUAUUUUUCUUUAGUACAAAAAAGAACGGUUAUUUAUUUAUAAAUUAUAUCAUUUAUAAUUAUUAUCAAAUCAAAGUGAUAUUUAGUUUUAUAGACUGUUUUAAUGGCGCCUGUUCUUACGCGAUAUAUUCGCUAGCGGCGAGUAUCGUUAUUCAAAGCACAUGUAGCACAUUGACACACGUGGCCUCUGAGUGGAAUUACAUCUGGUUCCACGAGCUUUUCUAACAUUUUAAGUAACAGCCUACACAAUCCCUACACAACAUGUGGGACAAUAUGUGCGAUGGAGGGCAAACUGAAUUAGGAAUUGCGUCUUUCAACGCUCAACGGCGCUUUUAUGCCGCAAUUAACUUACAGUUUCUUUCCACUCUCUUACACGACUACUAUUGUUUGAAUACUUUUCACAUUAUUCUAUAAUAUUGUGGAGUUUAUCCAAAAUACACGUAUAUAUUUACAAAGGA